This is a messenger RNA of Musa acuminata AAA Group (dessert banana), 2443 nucleotides long. RefSeq lists its product as uncharacterized. The transcript is spliced from 12 exons. The record is from RefSeq and is a predicted model, not a curated record. Lineage: Eukaryota; Viridiplantae; Streptophyta; Magnoliopsida; Zingiberales; Musaceae. The coding region runs from base 696 to 2048 and encodes 450 amino acids. Gene Ontology annotation, cellular component: NuA4 histone acetyltransferase complex; piccolo histone acetyltransferase complex. Gene Ontology annotation, biological process: regulation of transcription by RNA polymerase II.
UUGAGAACGAGACUCUCUUUUACCGGCUCCUCUGCGCUCUCUUCGAUUCACUUCCCUCCUUUUUUCCCUCCUCCUCCAUCUCCUCCGCCCUUUCAAACCCUAAGGAACAACCAAGCGAACGGUGUCCCUCUUCCGCGUGCCCUUCUCCGCUGGAUUCCUGGAAUCUUCCGCUCCUCUCCACGGCGGCUUCCUAUCUCCUGGACGCGUAUUUCCUCCCGCCUGCUCCCGUGCCCUAAAUCCCCCGCUCCGACUCCGACUUGUAGCCCAUCCUAGAAUUGGCGCUGCGUUGCCCCUCGCCCGUCCCUGCAGGCCCUCCGACGACGCGAAAAGUGGCGGGUUGUCGAAAAGCCAGCGUCUUGGUGGGUCUUCCACGCUGGUUCGGUUCUAGGGCAUCGGUGGGUUGAAGAAAAAUCGCAUCUUGCGUUGGUCUCGCACGUUUCCUGGACUGGUCGUUGGAGUCUUCGGCGCUGGGAGCCUAGGGUUUUCUUCGGUGUAAGCCCUGGUGUGAAUCUUAGCUGCUGUGAUCUGCUUUCUUGGAGCUGGAGGUACUUGGUAGCUUCUGAUCAAUUGGAGGUGGCUUAUUGUAGAUGGUUUAGAUUGGUGAAUUGAGUUGUGUCCGUGGAUCACGCUCCAAUGGAGAGGGUGGUGGAGUGAGCAGGGAACGUGGUAGGUAUUGGAAGAGAAAUGAAGCGGAUAUGAGUAGGCUGUCAUUCCGGCCUCGUCCUCUCGACAUUCACAAGAAGCUCCCUGUUGUAAAAUCUGUUAAAGAAUUUGAGGAUGAUGAGGCACCUAGUACCACCCCUUCCACUCGAAACUCUCUGCUUCAUCGUCUUGCAACUGAAAAUGACACCGAGACGAAUCAAACACUCAGCAAGAAAUCUUCACAUGAAAUUCCUACUCCACAAUUUAACACUGUGGAAACAUAUGAAAGAGACUAUUCUCGCACCUUCAUUCAAACUACAUCAUAUAUACGUGGAAGAGGAGCCAGGGCUGAGAUUGGUGAAUUUGUUGAAUAUGAUUUGGAUGAUGAGGAUGAGGACUGGCUUGAAGAGUUUAACAACGAAAGAAAGAUUAUUUCGUCUGAAAAGUUUGAGACCCUUCUCUUCAAGUUGGAGGUUUUGGAUCACAAAGCUCGAGAAAGAGCAGGAGUUAUAACACCCACUUUUGGAGCUCCUAUUUCUGUUCUUUUACACCUUGAUUCUGCAGCAGAGGCUUUACAGUCGCUGUCUGUACGUUUUGCAAUUUUGCAGUCAGUAUAUAAUUAUUGGAAGACAAAGCGAGAACGGUGGCAAAAACCUAUUCUGCGCCGCUUGCAGCCUCCUCCCCCGGUUAAUGAUACAAAUCCAUAUAAUGUGUUCAGACCCAGGGAAAAGGCACACCGCCUUCACACAAGAAGGAUGCAAAGAAGGGAAAACAAUGUUCAGUCCUUUGAAAAACUUAGACAGGUUAGACGUAGCUUUGACCAGGCGAAGAGAGUAGUGGAAGCUCUAAUUAAGAGGGAAGGGAAGAAGCGAUUGCUCAUGGAAUGUGAGGUCAAUCUUCAACGCGUCCAGAUGAAGUAUAAGCUUAUCGAAGAUCGAAUGGUGUUCCCAAGCUUGCAACGAGCUUCAUGCAAGCUGGCCUCAAGUGAUGAUGACUAUAUGGACUCGGAUGAUACAACAAAUGGUCAUCCGUAUGCCAGGCCUGCAUCUGCCCAUCCAAAAUAUGCGGACUCUAAGUUUGCAAUGGUCCCUACAGGUCAAAUGAAGCGUGAACUGAAACAGAGAUCUGCUUCAAACGGGUGGCUACAGAAGAGGGAUCCUGAUGAGCCUAUAUUGCUAUUUACGAGACCUCUGGAUCCAGACAAGCUUGCUGCUGUAGGCAUUAUGCAACCGCUUUGUCCACCUGCCGAGAAUGGCUCCGUAGCAUCAACAUACCGCUUCCAUGGCAGGAUUGGACGAGGAGGGCGGAUAAUCUUUGACCGUUGCAACCCUCUUUUACGAUCUCCAAUUGGCGAGGAAAGUCUUCCUUGUGUAGCAUAUCCGAGGUCUUCUCCUCCUGAUGGCUAGACUGGUGGUGUUUUUUUGAACUUCAUGUGCAUGCAUGAUUUGCUUGUGAAGAUUAAUGGGUUGGAGAAGCAGCUAAAGGCCUUCUUGAGAUUACUUGAUUUAGUCGAGAGCAAUCGUCCAAGCAUUAGGGUUUCACAAGUCACAAAGGUGGCAUUGGAGCAGCAAGUGCUGUGAACACUAAUUAUUAAGCACAUGGAAUGGACACGAGACCUUGUGUGAGUUAGGCAUGCUGACCAUUCUUCAUUGCUAUUCAUGGCCAUCUCUUUUUUUCAUCACCACUGUGCAAUUACUUGUGCCUCAGGGGAAAAGCCAAGUACUUUCUAACCUCAAUGUUUGUCCAUUCUUUCGGCUUGUAAUUGUGGCAUAUAAUCCAUAUUGUGUACUUGUUAUUUUUA